AUGGCGCACAAUGACUACAGCCCGUCAAACCUCGCCAGCGCGAUGCAGUUGCGAACAAGAAAAGAAAACAAAUUCGACGAGAUCGAAUCCAGUCUCGCCCAUGCCAAAAGCUCUACAGUGCCACUAGCACAAGGCCAGUCACGCCUAGCCAGCUGGCUCAAUCGAUUCAAUGUACUACAGCCAUUUGCGAAACCUGCUACUAAUGAAGACAUUGUUUGGCUCUUCGACAACACUGCCUACGAGUCCCCGAGAACUGGGACAUGGCAGGCAGAGUUCGUGGCCGCCGUCUUUGAGCGUGAGGACAAGGAUACUCUCAUGGACAUGGUGACAGGAGUCGUCCGUGCUGUGGGAUUAGCAGAUGAUGCUGCUGAACGGGAGACGGUCGAGGAGAGAGUGCUUCCAUUUCUCUGGGAUAUUCGUCCAGCAAGAACCGUGAUCGCUACCCAGAACAGGAAGUCGUUGAAGCUAGGACCAACCAACAUCAACGGGUUAUCGUCAAAUGAGUUAAAAGUCCCCAACAAUAAUAGGGGUUCACUUGUAAAGACAUCUACCAAGAUUGGCGGUGGUCGGGGAAGCAUCACCAAUAUGCAGACCUACUAUGCGGGAGAUGAUGGCUGGGGAAUCAUAUCAGACAUAGAUGACACAAUCAAGGUGACAAUGACGAGCGAUCCCAUUGGCAUUCUUCGCGAAACAUUCAUCAGCUCUCCUACUCCUGUUCCCGGAAUGCCCGAGCUUUAUGGGCAGAUAGCGUCAUUCUUACCAAAGGACACAGCUUGGUUCUAUCUUUCAGCGUCACCAUACAACCUGUAUCCAUUCUUAAAACAGUUUCGCAAGCAGUAUUAUCCACCGGGCACGCUUAUCCUUAGGGACUCAAGCUGGAAGACAGUCGCCGGGUUGCUUUCUGCCUUGACAUUGAGGACAGAAGAAUAUAAGGUGGAUCGGAUGAAAAAGAUCAAUACCUGGCUGCCGAAGAGGAAAAUGAUUGUUAUUGGAGAUUCUACGCAAUCAGACCCAGAAGCGUAUGGAGAGGUGUAUCGGACAGUACCCGGAUGGAUUCAACUCAUUCUGAUACGAAAGGCGACCGAUGUUGCUGCGGUCGGAAUUGACGAGAAGAAUGAACCGGAGAGGUUUGAAAAGGCCUUCCAGGACAUUCCCCGUGACGCCUGGCAUGUGUUUGAGGACCCAGCAGAAUGUGUGGAAAUCAUAAAGCGGACAAUUCAGGAAGGAGAAUAA
This is a messenger RNA of Pochonia chlamydosporia 170, 1233 nucleotides long. RefSeq names its product actin filament organization protein App1-like protein. The coding region runs from base 1 to 1233 and encodes 410 amino acids. The transcript has 3 exons. Gene Ontology annotation, cellular component: actin cortical patch. Gene Ontology annotation, molecular function: phosphatidate phosphatase activity. NCBI's taxonomy places the organism in Eukaryota, Fungi, Ascomycota, Sordariomycetes, Hypocreales, Clavicipitaceae. The record is from RefSeq and is a predicted model, not a curated record.